This is a messenger RNA of Linum tenue, 495 nucleotides long. Lineage: Eukaryota; Viridiplantae; Streptophyta; Magnoliopsida; Malpighiales; Linaceae. The record is from the annotation of a GenBank genome assembly.
AUGAGCUUCAAUUGGGCUUUGGUCCUCUUGAGAAUCUUUCUCAGUUUUCCCCUUCUGUCCUCAGCAGCGCCAGCAGCGAGAAAAGGAGAAAGAAGGCAACAGAUCAAAAUCCCCCAUUUUUCAUCUUCUUCAUCGUUCAUACGUUCGUCGAUUGGAGGGCAAAUUCUCGUUGGAAAAGUUGCAGCAAUGGAAGCACCAGGAUCAUCGAAGCCCAUGAUCGCAACGCAGGCGGAGAUGGUGGAAGCGAGAGUACCCAUGGCGUACAGAGACCAGUGCGCCCACCUUCUCAUCCCGCUCAACAAGUGCCGCCAGGCCGAGUUCUAUUUGCCUUGGAAGUGCGAGAACGAGCGCCAUUCCUACGAGAAGUGCGAGUACGAGCUCGUGAUGGAGAGGAUGCUCCAGAUGCAGAAGAUCCGCGAAAAGGAGGCCAAUUUGAAACAACCAAACAAAGGAGGUGUUGCUAUCGGUCUCAUCCCCAAGACUGCCAAUGCCUAG